Messenger RNA from Drosophila teissieri, 2197 nucleotides. Its product is annotated as bifunctional purine biosynthesis protein ATIC. The record is from RefSeq and is a predicted model, not a curated record. The coding region runs from base 116 to 1888 and encodes 590 amino acids. Gene Ontology annotation, biological process: 'de novo' IMP biosynthetic process. Gene Ontology annotation, molecular function: IMP cyclohydrolase activity; phosphoribosylaminoimidazolecarboxamide formyltransferase activity. Gene Ontology annotation, cellular component: cytosol. The transcript has 6 exons. NCBI's taxonomy places the organism in Eukaryota, Metazoa, Arthropoda, Insecta, Diptera, Drosophilidae.
UAUCUCCCGGCAGAAUAUCGUGCGGUCGCACUAUUCCCUUUUAAACUGAUACGAUUAUUUGGCGAUUUUUACCAAGCGGUUCAGACGCAAUCAGCAGAGAAACCAGACAUCAACCAUGAGCUCCAGCAAGAUUGCUCUCCUCAGUGUGUCGGACAAGACGGGCCUGCUCGACUUGGGCAAGAGUCUGGUGGCACUGGGCUUCGAUCUGGUUGCCAGCGGAGGCACUGCCACUAGCUUGCGUGGCGCUGGCCUGAAGGUUAAGGAUGUCUCGGAGAUUACGGGAGCCCCGGAGAUGCUCGGUGGACGUGUGAAGACGCUGCACCCGGCUGUGCAUGCUGGAAUCCUUUCGCGCACCACCGACUCUGAUCUGGCUGAUAUGCGCAAGCAGGGCUUCGAUCUCAUCCAGCUGGUGGUCUGCAAUCUGUACCCCUUCGCCAGCACCGUAGCUAAGCCGGAUGUUACGCUGGCCGAUGCUGUGGAGAACAUCGAUAUUGGAGGCGUUACACUGCUCCGGGCGGCUGCUAAGAAUCACCAGCGGGUCACAGUUGUCUGCGAAGCAGUCGAUUAUGAUCGUGUCCUGGCGGAGUUGAAGGCUUCGGGAAAUACCACCGUGGAGACGCGACAGGCUCUGGCUCUUAAGGCAUUCACUCACACCGCCACCUACGACGAUGCCAUCUCGGACUAUUUUAGGAAACAGUAUGGAUCUGGUGUGUCUCAGUUACCACUGCGCUACGGCAUGAAUCCACACCAGAAGCCGGCUCAGCUCUACACACAGCUGGCAAAGCUUCCACUGACGGUUCUGAAUGCCUCACCGGGAUUCAUCAACCUGUGCGACGCCCUCAACGGCUGGCAGUUGGUUAGGGAAUUGAAGAAGGCCUUGCAGCUGCCGGCGGCCACCAGCUUUAAGCACGUGUCUCCUGCGGGUGCGGCUGUUGGAGUGCCUCUCAAUCCGGCACAGGCCAAGCUCUGCAUGGUGGAUGAUCUGUACGAGCAGUUGACACCUCUGGCUAUGGCCUAUGCUCGUGCCCGUGGAGCCGACCGCAUGAGCUCCUUCGGCGACUUUGUGGCCCUAUCUGAUGUGUGCGACGUUGUGACAGCCAGGAUAAUCUCGCGCGAGGUGUCCGAUGGUAUUAUUGCCGCGGGCUAUGAGCCCGCAGCUCUGGAGAUCCUGAAGAAGAAGAAGAAUGGGGGCUACUGUAUUCUGCAGAUGGACCCCAACUACGAACCCUCUGCGGUGGAGCGCAAGACUAUUUUUGGCCUUACAUUGGAGCAGAAACGCAACGAUGCCGUCAUCGACGCCUCGCUUUUCUCCAACGUGGUGAGCAAGCGUGGUCCUCUGCCCGAGGCGGCUGUGCGGGAUCUGAUCGUGGCCACCAUUGCCUUGAAGUACACUCAGAGCAACUCCGUGUGCUAUGCCCGUGAUGGGCAGGUCGUGGGCAUCGGUGCCGGUCAGCAGUCGAGGAUUCACUGCACCCGCUUGGCGGGCGAGAAGGCGGACAACUGGUGGCUGCGUCAGCAUCCCAGUGUGGCCGGCAUGAAGUUCAAGGCUGGUGUGAAGCGGGCGGAGAUCUCGAAUGCAAUCGACAAUUACGUAAACGGAACUGUGGGCAAGGACAUGCCUCUGUCGCAGUUCGAGGGAAUGUUCGAUAAGGCACCAGCCCAACUGACCAGCGAGCAGAAAGUGGAGUGGUUGAAGCAGCUGACUGGUGUGGCCCUGGGAUCCGAUGCCUUCUUCCCCUUCCGUGAUAAUAUCGAUCGCGCUAGCUUGAGCGGCGUCUCCUACAUCGCCAGCCCCGCAGGAUCCACCAAUGAUGCUGGUGUCAUUGCCGCCUGCGAUGAGCACGGUAUCAUCAUUGCCCACACCAAUCUGCGAUUGUUCCACCAUUAAGUCGAAACUUCUCAAGUCGAAUACAUACGAGAAUUGAAAUAUGUUCUCGAUUUAGUUAAUUUUCUCUCAAACGAUUUGAUCCUCGUUCUAAACUGAAAUCUAAAGCCUACGUAAAAAGACAUUAUAAAACAGGAAGCGAAAAUACAUAUCUGCAGUUAUUGCAGUCGUAUACGAAAUAUUUUUGAUAAUAUUUUUAGCGUUUUAAGGAUUUUUAUAGAUAUACAAUACCGUGUUAAUCAAACCCCAUCAAACUGCCUUAUGACCAUUCCAAGCUCAAUAAAACCACUUGCCUUUAGUUAGUUAAACGAA